GGAGCUCAGGACGACGAGCUGAGAACCGACUGAUCCUGACACUUCACGGGUCGCAGCUGACAGAAAAGACUACGCAUUUGUUAUUCUUCUCCCAUCGGCUUUAAGAUAUGCCUGGUCCAGGGGCCAGGACGUAUCUCAAGGCCCUCGCAGCAGGUGCUGUCCUUUGCAUUGGGGGCCCUAUGCUCGUCAACUAUGUUACUCCCACCGAGGAGGAGAUCUUCAAGAAGUACAAUCCAGAGUUGCAGAAGCGUGCGCUGGAAACAAGGGAGCAGAGACAGCAGGAAUUUGACGACUUUGUUAUGAAGUUGAAGGAAGCAAGCAAGUCAAAUAAGCCGAUCUGGGGCCAAUUGAAGGAGAUUGAGAGGAAGGAGGCCCAGGAGAGAUCACAGCGCUCGAGAGACGAACAGGCCAGCUUGGAGGCCGAGGCUAAGAAGAGAAGAGCAGAGAUUAGGUCGAGUGCUUAAGAAAAAAGAGUGGUCAUUAUGCAUUCGAAUGUAUCAUAUUCACUUCCACUCUGGAUGGGGCUUUUGGCGUUGGGUUGGCGUGCAGGCACUGUUAUGAAAGCAUAUGUUCUACUGUAAGGUCCUAUGAAUAUAAAAUCCCGAAAAGAAG
Messenger RNA from Westerdykella ornata, 612 nucleotides. Its product is annotated as CBP4-domain-containing protein. NCBI's taxonomy places the organism in Eukaryota, Fungi, Ascomycota, Dothideomycetes, Pleosporales, Sporormiaceae. Gene Ontology annotation, biological process: mitochondrial respiratory chain complex III assembly. Gene Ontology annotation, cellular component: mitochondrial membrane. The transcript is spliced from 4 exons. The coding region runs from base 108 to 464 and encodes 118 amino acids. The record is from RefSeq and is a predicted model, not a curated record.